Molecule: messenger RNA, 507 nt
Organism: Plasmodium cynomolgi strain B
Lineage: Eukaryota; Apicomplexa; Aconoidasida; Haemosporida; Plasmodiidae
Exons: 1
Source: RefSeq, a predicted model, not a curated record
AUGAAAAAGGCCCAAAAUGAAGUCAUAAAAUUCGCACCGUUCGACUUAAAAAAUAGACAAUCCCUGAUCAAUUUUUACAAAAUGUUAUGCAAAGAUUAUAAGUGUGGAGAGCUGCACGAAAAUAUCAUUUUAAAUCCAGACAAGAAAUCGCCCUUCCUUUACGUGGAACAGAGAGAGCACGAAAUUAUUUUCGGCUUUAAGGAUACCAAUAAUGACAUAUAUCAGAGGUUGGUGAAAUUAAAAGACCAUAAAAUUUUUGGCUACAAGCAAACUAAGCAAGAUCAAAUAAUUGCACAGUUAAUUAAGAAUAUACAAAAUUAUUCGUACAUUGAAGGAGGUGCCCUCGUGACUUUUCACAAAUCCCUUCUAAAGAGUUAUAUGCUCACGCAGCUGCAGCAGCUGAAGGAGCUGCAGAAGGUGUCGGAGUUAUCGAAGCCGUCGGAGUUAUCGAAGCCGUCGGAGCUGUCCAAACCGUCGGAGCUGUCCAAACCGUCGGGGCCUUUGGAC